AUGCUCUUACUUUCAGAAGAAUACAAGAUCAAUAUAGGUGUUGAUAACAAAAUCACAUUGACAAGCAGUAACGAAGGUAAUAAUCAAAAUCAAGCAGUCAACAUUGUUGAUGAUAAGGGAAACUUUUUACUAGAAUGUAAUCGAGUGAAAGGAACAUGUUUUAGAAGUAUUUUGAAUGUUUACAGCCAAUCAGGAUUUAAGCUUGGAUAUGUAAGGAAAAGGCUGUGUAAAUGCAAAACGGAGUAUGAGAUAUGCACAGCAAAUCAGAAUUUACUAUUUUUGCUAAAUUUUGACUCCAACACAUCUGAGUUUGUGAUGAAUAUAACAAACUUUGAUGGGCAACAUGUAAUAGCAACUGUUGAGCUAUUGACGAGACGUUAUGAUGAAAUUGCUUUCACUCUUACUUAUGAUUUGUGCAAGUUUUCAUCAAAAUCUGAGACUAUCCUGUUUGGGCCACUGCCUGAUCCUUAG
This is a messenger RNA of Mytilus californianus (California mussel), 471 nucleotides long. RefSeq lists its product as uncharacterized. The record is from RefSeq and is a predicted model, not a curated record. Lineage: Eukaryota; Metazoa; Mollusca; Bivalvia; Mytilida; Mytilidae. Bases 1 to 471 code for a protein of 156 amino acids. The transcript is spliced from 5 exons.